Rosa chinensis is the source of this 1015-nucleotide messenger RNA. RefSeq names its product eukaryotic initiation factor 4A-III homolog B-like. NCBI's taxonomy places the organism in Eukaryota, Viridiplantae, Streptophyta, Magnoliopsida, Rosales, Rosaceae. Bases 1 to 996 code for a protein of 331 amino acids. Gene Ontology annotation, cellular component: nucleolus; catalytic step 2 spliceosome. The transcript is spliced from 3 exons. The record is from RefSeq and is a predicted model, not a curated record. Gene Ontology annotation, molecular function: mRNA binding; ATP binding; RNA helicase activity.
AUGGCUUUGAGAAGCCCUCAGCUAUCCAGCAACGGGCCAUCAGACCCAUUAUUGAGCGCAGGGAUGUUAUCGCCCAGGCGCAGUCCGGGUUCAGGCAUUGAUACUUUCUCCAACGAGGGAAUUGGCGGCCCAGACAGAGAAAGUGAUAUUGGCAAUUGGAAAUUACCUAAAUAUUCAUGCAUAGGAGGCAAAAGCUUGGGUGAAGAUAUCAGAAGGCUAGAGAACGGAGUUCAUGUGGUGUCUGGAACUCCCGGUAGAGUCUAUGACAUGCUCGACAGGAAAACUCUACAUCCUCGACAAAUUAAAUUAUUAAUUCUCGAUGAAUCUGAUGAAAUGUUGAGCAGAGGCUUCAAGGAUCAGAUUUACAACGUCUACCGCUAUCUUUCGCAUGAAGUCCAAGUAUGCUUGAUUUCUGCCACACUUCCAAAUGAAAUUCUCGAGAUGACUAAACUAUUCAUGACUGAUCCCGUAAGGAUCUUGGUCAAGCGUGAUGAGCUGACUUUACAGGGAAUCAAGCAAUUUUUUGUUUCAGUUGAAAGAGAAGAUUGGAAGUUUGAUACUCUCUGUGAUCUCUAUGAUACCCUUACGAUUACACAAGCUGUUGUUUUCUGCAACACAAAGCGAAAGGUCGAUUGGCUCAGCGAAAAGUUGCGGAGCAAUAACUUCACUGUGUCUUCAAUGCAUGGAGACAUGCCUCAGAAAGAGAGAGAUGCUAUAAUGAAAGACUUUAAGAACAGUGAAUCACAAAUCCUCAUCACAACAGAUGUUUGGGCUCGAGGCAUCGAUGUUCAACACGUUUCGUUGGUUAUCAACUAUGAUCUUCCAAACAAUCGAGAGCUGUACAUUCAUAGAAUUGGUCGUUCGGGUCGUUUUGGACGCAAAGGUGUGGCAAUCAACUUUGUCAAGAACGAUGAUAUCAGGAUUUUAAGAGACAUUGAACAGUACUACAGUACCCAGAUUGAUGAGAUGCCCAUGAAUGUGGCUGAUUUAAUAUGAGCUAGAGGUUGCAAUCAGC